CGUCAGUGGUGCUACGUGGGCUAGCGUUAGCAGUGUUAGCCGAAUAACGGUGAUGGUGGAGUGAGAGUCACGAUCAAUUCAUCUGUUCAACACUUAUCGACACUCAUGAGAAGAGAUUAAUAACGUUGUAUGUGAUGUCUGUGAAGAGCUCUUCAGAUCUACUCAAUGAGAACACAUACAUCUCACCGUCACUGACCCUUGACCUCUGCUUAUUACAAGAGUUCAGCCUGAAAGACGCGACAGACGGAUCCAACUCUUCUCCUCCAGAUAAUCUGCAACACUACAGCAACACUACCUCCAUCCAGCGUCUCGCAGGCAUCAUGGGAGAACUGGACGAUGACGCACCGGGGAACGACUGGACCAGGAAUCAUCCGGACUCUGACAGCAAGUGGAUGAAGGACGACCGCAACCAGAUCUGCAAGUUAGCCGAGCAGCAGCAGGACCAGAAUCUGAACGUGCUGGAGAACGAGAACGAGUCGACCGAUAGAAACCCAAACCAGAACUCUCAGCGGCGAAACGAGGAGAAGAACAAGACCCUGAAAGCACUCUGCUCUGAACCUCUUCUCAUUUACUCGUCAGAGGACCUUAAGGAGAGCGGUCAGGAGAAGCAAGAGGAGGAAGCUGAGGAGAAUGUUCCGGAGGGCUCAGAUUCGUGUGAGGUUCAGAGGAGACCAGAUGACGGUGGCAGCAGAAACACGUGUUUGCUCUUCAGUAAGAAUGCUGUUCCCAGUGAUGAAGACUCCAGCUGCAUGUCUGUGUCUCAGGGCAGCACGGCCAGCAGCACGCCGGACGGCGAGCCAGAGUCGUAUUGGGACGGCAGUGCAUUUGAAACGGAUGCAGAUCUGCCCGCUGGCUGGAUGCGGGUGCAGGACACCUCAGGCACCUACUACUGGCACAUUCCCACAGGGACCACACAGUGGGAGCCACCAGGGCCACUGGAGGACAGAGACGCCAGCGCAUCACCUGCACACACGCCAUCUGAUGAGACACUGGUGACAUGGGACAGUGUUUCACGUCCAGACAGAUUUAAUGAUGAAGAACUCUGGCAGAAGGAGGAUGUGACGUCUGAUGACAGCCUGAAGGAGUUUGAGGGAGCGACUCUGCGUUACGCGUCCAUCAACCUCAGCAGCUCUCUGGCUGAAUGUGAAGAGGAGCAGACUCAUAUGAGCAGUGAUGAGCGGGCAAAGUGUUUUGCAGUGCGUUCUCUGGGCUGGGUGGAGAUCUCCGAGGAGGAAAUGGCUCCUGGCAGGAGUUCAGUUGCUGUUAACAACUGUAUCAGACAGCUGUCUUACCAGAAACAAAACCUCGAUGACACAGCGGGCAUCUGGGGCGAGGGGAAGGAGAUGCUGCUGUUGUUGGAGAACGAGACGUUGAGUCUGAUUGAACCUCACGAUGGAACGCUUCUGCACUCUCAGCCAAUCGUCAGCAUACGUGUGUGGGGUGUCGGCCGCGACGACGGCAGGGAUUUUGCAUAUGUGGCUCGAGAUAAGUUGACUCAUGUGCUGAAGUGUCACGUGUUUCGUUGUGACACACCUGCAAAGAACAUUGCCACAAGCAUGCACGACAUCUGCGCUAAGAUUAUGGCCCAGAGGAAAUCAAACCCCAAAUUGACCUCUGACCCCUGCAGACUCACAGACAUCCCCUUUCAGGAGUUUCCAGUUCCCAAGAACGAGCUGGUCCAGCGCUUCCAGGUGCGAUACCUCGGACACGUGCCGGUCGCAAAACCAGUUGGUAUGGAUGUCAUUAAUGUUGCACUGGAGGAAGCUCUGGUUAAAGACCCAGACGAGUGGACACCAGUGACUGUGAAUGUGGCGUCUGCGACACUCACCGUUCUGAAGUCUGAGAUGGAGGAAGUUCUCUCGGAGUGUCGCGUGCGUUUCCUGUCGUUUAUGGGCGUGGGGAAGGAUGUGCACACCUUUGCGUUCAUCAUGGCAGAGGGGCCGGGAGAUUUCAUCUGUCACAUGUUCUGGUGUGAUCCCAACGCAGCCAGCCUGAGUGAAGCGGUGCAGGCUGCAUGUAUGUUGAGGUAUCAGAAAUGUUUGGACGCCCGUCCGCCCAACAGCAGUAACAGCAGCAGUAGCAGCUCGUGUCUGCCCGGUCCGCCUGCUGAUUCGGUGGCCCGUCGGGUGGGCUCCAGUGUGAAGAAGGGUGUUCAGAGUCUGCUGGGCAACUUCAAGAGAUCUGGAUCUCAGACGCCUUGAGAAGACAAGAAACCUUCCCUCAAUAGUGCUCACUAUCAACAUGUAUCACCUUGUGUCAUUGUUUUUACAUCAUGAUCUCAUGGGUGAAGUUGUGAGUCUACUUACUUUUAAGUGAAAUCUGAGAAAUACCACCAUGAUGAAAGUUUUAUUUUCUCUAAUACAGAUGAGACUUUGAUAUAGUGAGAAAACAGAUCUUCAAAUAAUGUUCAGUCUUGUAAAACAGCCAACACAGCAGGAAUGCAUUUUUUUUUCUAAACAUACACCUUUAAAUAUCACUUCAGAUCCAAAAUUCAACCUGAGAACAGACCAGUGUGUUUUCUUAUGCAUUGAAGUGUUGUUCCCUGUGAGCUGAACCCAUGACUUGUACCAUGCUCGACCAGUACAGGUACAGGAAAUCCUUAAAAUAUGUGUACCAUGAAUUAUUUGCAUUAUGCUUAACACAAAAGUACAAAUCUGCUAUUAUGUGUUCCCCCUCAGGCUGCUCUUUUCCCCACAUUUUGAAGUCAUAUAAUAGCAUUGAGUGAGGAACGGAUAGAAUUUGAACUCUUUGUUAACUAAUCACCUUCCCCUCUACUCAAUGAGAGAGGAAGUCUUAGUGCUUUAAAUGCCACUCAAUGGACAUUUCACCUGGAAACUGCAGUGAAGCGAACACACACAGCAUAUCGCAAGCCCCUUUGACAUUUAAUUAAGUGCAGGAUAUGCAAUUUGGUUACCUAGAAUUACAUUUUCAAUAACGCUUGAAAUCAGCAACGGAAUUACUGCUAGUGAAAAUGCUAAUUUUCGAUAUCAGUGCUUAUGUUUGCAUUAGUAAAAUCUUUAAUUCUUGAUAUGAAAUGACGUCAUUAAUCUGGAAAAUUGAAGAGUAAUUAAAGAUAAUGUAAAGGGCAUUUUUACAAGUUAAAAUCACAUUAAAGAUAUCUGAAAUUAACAUUGUCAUUGGUGAAAACCAAAUUAUCAUAUUUACUAGUUGUAAUUCAAUUUUAGAUUUCAGGACAUCUUAACUAGAAACAAUGUAAUAAUUGAUAUAAAAAGUCAUCAUUUUUACAAUUAAAAAGUAUGUAGCUUAUAUGUGAAAUUGGAAUUCUGACUAGUAUGAAAUUAUUUAUAGAAAUUCAUAAUUGCAUUUUGAACAGGAGUGAGUGACAGAUCAUUGUGGAAUUCUACUUGUGAAAAUGAUGUUAAAGAUAUCAAGAAUUGUUUUUUUGGUAUUUGAAUAAUGAAAUUAUGUUUUAUAUCAAGAAUUAAUAUUUUUACUAGUGCAGAUGUAAUUGCUGAUCUCAAGAAUUCACAUUUUAGGGGGCCUGGGUAGCUCAGCGAGUAAAGACACUGACUACCACUCCUAGAGUCACGAGUUCGAAUCCAGGGCAUGCUGAGUGACUCCAGCCAGGUCUCCUAAGCAACCAAAUUGGCCCGGUUGCUAGGGAGGGUAGAGUCACAUGGGGUAACCUCCUCGUGGUCACUAUAAUGUGGUUCUCACUCUGGGUGGGGCGCGUGGUGAGUUGUGCGUGGAUGCUAUGGAGAGUAGCGUGAAGCCUUCACGCGCACUAUGUCUCUGCGGUAACGCACUCAAGCCACGUGAUAAGAUGCGCAGAUUGACGGUCUCAGACGCGGAGGCAACUGAGAUUUGUCCCCUGCCACCCGGAUUGAGGCGAAUCACUACACCACCAUGAGGACUUAGAGCGCAUUGGGAAUUGGGCAUUCCAAAUUGGGGAGAAAAUUAAAAAAAAUAAUUCACAUUUUAAAUGGUGAAGAUGCAAUUGUAGAUCUCUAUCAUUCAUACCCUGUACGUGAAUUAAUUAUAGAAGGGCUUGUGAUUUGCAGCAACGUGUUUGAUGUUUUGCAAAGACAUGCCGAAUCACUUUUUUUCCCAUGAGUUCAGGUAAUAUUUUCUGGGUUCCCAUAUGAGAGCACAGUGUCGUUCACACUUUAUCUGCUGAUAACUGGAUUUGAACAAGAUGACACUUGAGUUCUGUCACUAGAUAUUCCCUUAUUGCACACUACAGUUGCAGUUACACAGAUUUCAGUUGCUUUUUCAUAAGUGGUUUUGUUUGUUCGCAGAUGAGUUCACUGUAAAACUGAUUAUAGUGUAUGAAUGUGACUUUCCAAAAUUAGAUUAUCAUAACUAUCAUAAUUACUAGAUGAAUGUAGUAGAUGUUACUUCAACUACACUCCCUAAUGACACUAAAUAUUACGCAUGCUAUCACCGAACACUAAAACGAGCGUGUACACUAUGCAAUGUGCUUAUUUAUUAUUUGAUAUUCAGUUCUGGCUGACUGUUGUGUCAUAUGUUUUGCUAGCUUUGACAUUUCAGUUCUAAUUUCAGUCAUUUAGCCAAAGGAAAAGCGUUUCUAUCUGGAUAAAUGAACUCUUCUCACUCCAGACUGAAUGUGACAAAUCAAUUGAACCCCCCCAUGACGUCCGUGUGCUUGUUUUAGGGAAAUGAAGUCGAGUGAAAUCGCAGACACCGUGCAAGAUUUCAUAGCAAGCACUGUCCCUUCUGAAUGUUUUUACGUUGUCAUGGUUUUAGGUACAUGAUUUUUGUUAAUUCUUUGUAUUUGGAUGGACAUUUAUCUCUUGAUAGAUGCAGUUGCGCAUUUUAUUUCACUUGCCGCAUUGACUGCCUUAGUCAGAAAACUUGAUUUCUUUCAUUCUUUGACAAGUUUUCACUGAUUUUACUUAAAUGACAUCUUUAACAGAUAUUUUGAAAACAGAUUUGUGAAAUAAAUUAAUCAUACCAUUUUAUUUUCUGUGAAAUAGCAUUAACAUAUCCUAGUCUUCCAAAGCAGAUUAGUUCUUUUGAGUCCCACUGUAAAUGAGCAUUGAAUUUUCAUAUUUUAAUUUUUUUUUAAAGCAUGGCAUUUUGUGUUACCUUUGUAAUUGUUUUUGUUUUAUUUGGGGCUUUUUUUUUUUUUUUUGUAUGUGCUGUAUAGUUUAUAGGGGCUCAAUCUGGAUGGAAUUCAUGAUCAAAAACUGCUCGUUCAUUCAGUUUAGAUUGUUCGACAGAAGAUAUAGGCUACAUACGGUGGGUCUACAUCUCUACAAAUUAGUUUGCGUCACUGUCAAAUUGUAUAUUGAAGUCAAAUGUUCAUGUAUUUGAAACAAAUGCUCAAUUUGCAACAAUAAUUGUCUUGUAUAUAUUCAUUAUUUGUUUGUGUUACUCAUGCACACUGUACAUACUGCCAUGUCUUAAACAUUUCAGAAUGUUUUUGAAUUAAUCAAUAUCAUGUUCUGUGAUUAUUUAAUGUAUAUGCUGACUUUAACACACUAAUGGAGUCCCAUUUUCAUGUGUAACCUGUUGUUAAACGGAACGUGUGAAUGCACUUGAUCGUUCAAUCUGUCUCGUGGAUCUGAAUGGUUCGUCUUGCCCUUCUCAGUUACUCUAACACACCAUGUGUAGAUCUAGAAGUAAUGUGAUGCUUAAAAUAUAAUGGGGUGCUGUUGGUAACACUAUGAUAAUAACUGUUUAUUGUAGAAUAAGCAUACAUGUAAAUUAUACAUUGUCAAGAAUGCUUUGGAUAAAAGCAUCUGCUAAAUCAAUAAAUGUACAGUGCAUUCAGAAAGUA
Molecule: messenger RNA, 5764 nt
Organism: Myxocyprinus asiaticus (Chinese sucker)
Lineage: Eukaryota; Metazoa; Chordata; Actinopteri; Cypriniformes; Catostomidae
Gene: apbb1
Product: amyloid beta (A4) precursor protein-binding, family B, member 1 (Fe65)
Exons: 14
Coding region: 135-2201 (688 amino acids)
Biological process (GO): regulation of DNA-templated transcription
Cellular component (GO): nucleus; cytoplasm
Molecular function (GO): amyloid-beta binding; transcription factor binding
Source: RefSeq, a predicted model, not a curated record